Molecule: messenger RNA, 6401 nt
Organism: Bicyclus anynana (squinting bush brown)
Lineage: Eukaryota; Metazoa; Arthropoda; Insecta; Lepidoptera; Nymphalidae
Gene: na
Product: sodium leak channel NALCN
Exons: 35
Coding region: 136-5514 (1792 amino acids)
Biological process (GO): monoatomic ion transport; transmembrane transport
Cellular component (GO): membrane
Molecular function (GO): monoatomic cation channel activity
Source: RefSeq, a predicted model, not a curated record
UCAAUAUUUUGAUAGGUAACUUGAACAAAAAAGCUGUUGAGUGUUGAGCUGAAAUAAUGUGAUAUAAAUAUUGAUUAAAAUGUGUAGUUAUAAGGAAACAAUAAAUUACCAUAAAUAUUAAAAUACACAUAAUCUAUGAAAAACAUCACAAUGCUAGGACGAAAGCAAAGCCUUAAAGGCGAGCCUGUUUUAGCAGAUUAUGGCCCAGAAGAAUCUCUAAAUGAAAGUGCCGAUAUAGAAUGGGUAAAUAAGCUGUGGGUCAGAAGAAUUUUACGUUUUUGUGCUCUUCUUAGUUUGAUGUCAGUUUCCUUAAAUACACCAAAAUCAUUUGAGAAAUAUUCAUACCUCCAGACCAUCACAUUCGCUGUGGACUGUUGUGUCACCCUGUUGUUCACAGCAGAAAUGAUAGCUAAAAUGCACAUACGAGGAAUACUCAAGUACACAAAAUAUACAAAAGUGCUUAAUUAUAAAAUUGUAAUUGCUUGUCAGGGAGAUGUUGCAUACUUGAAAGAUCACUGGUGCCAAUUUGAUGCUUCCAUGGUAUUUUUUCUUUGGGUAUCAGUUUUACUCCAAAUGUUUGAGCUGACUGGAAUUGUGCCAAGAUACAGUUACUUAAGUAUAUUAAGAGCACCAAGGCCCCUUAUUAUGAUACGAUUUUUGAGAGUCUUUUUGAAAUUCUCCAUGCCAAAAUCUAGAAUAAAUCAAAUAUUCAAGAGAUCAAGCCAACAAAUCUACAAUGUGACAUUAUUUUUUCUCUUCUUCAUGUCAUUGUACAGCUUGCUGGGCGUUCAAUUUUUUGGAGAGCUAACACAUCAUUGUGUUAGAAAUAACACCAAUCCAAAUGAAAUCACUAUCAACUCAUUAGCCAUACCUGAUACAUUCUGUUCACCGGAACCUAAUUCAGGUUACCAAUGCCCACCAGGAAUGAAGUGUAUGAAGCUCAAUUUGUCCAAGUACAUAAUGGGGUUCAAUGGAUUUGAGGAAUUUGCUACAAGUUUAUUCACUGUUUACCAAGCUUCUUCUCAGGAAGGCUGGGUUUUUAUAAUGUACAGAGCUAUUGAUUCAUUGCCUGCUUGGAGAUCUGCGCUUUAUUUUAGUACAAUGAUUUUCUUUCUGGCAUGGCUAGUGAAAAAUGUUUUCAUAGCUGUUAUCACUGAAACAUUCAAUGAAAUAAGAGUGCAAUUCCAACAAAUGUGGGGUGUUAGGAAUCCUAUAACAAAAGGCAGCACUACACAGUUCUUCACUGGUGAUGACAAUGGAUGGAAAUUGGUUACAAUUGAUGAGAACAAACAUUCUGGAAGUGCACCCAAUGCUUUCCAUAAAACGUUGCGCUCAGCAUACUUUCGACUUCUUGUCAUGGGCGUUGUUUUGGCAAAUGGAAUCAUAACUGCCACAAUGAAUUUCAAGCAUGACGAUAAUCCAAGAGAGUUCUUCUACGAAAAAUACUACUAUAUUGAGAUUGCAUUUACUAUCUUUUUUGACUUGGAAGCUUUAAUAAAAAUAUGGUGCCUCGGGUGGAAGGGAUAUUUUAAGCAUUCAGUUCACAAAUUUGAAUUACUACUGGCUAUUGGCACUACGAUACAUAUUAUUCCGCAACUAUACAUGUCCGGCUUUACUUAUUUUCAGGUUUUGCGUGUAGUUCGACUAAUAAAAGCAUCACCCUUGCUCGAAGGAUUCGUCUACAAAAUCUUUGGCCCAGGGAAGAAAUUGGGGAGCCUCAUUAUAUUCACAAUGUGCUUGCUUAUAAUAAGUUCGUCUAUUUCCAUGCAAAUGUUCUGUUUCCUAUGCGAAUUUACGAAGUUUGAAACAUUUCCUGAGGCUUUCAUGUCUAUGUUCCAAAUAUUGACACAAGAAGCAUGGGUGGAGGUGAUGGACGAAACAAUGGUGCGGACAAGCCAAACCUUGACGCCUCUAGUCGCCAUAUACUUCAUACUUUAUCACCUGUUUGUUACUCUGAUUGUGUUGUCGCUAUUCGUCGCCGUUAUCUUGGAUAAUUUAGAACUGGAUGAAGACAUAAAAAAGCUUAAGCAGCUGAGAUACAGACAACAGAGCGCUGAAAUAAAGGAGAGCUUGCCAUUCCGACUGAGAAUAUUCGAAAAGUUUCCUGAUAGCCCACAGAUGACCAAGCUCCAUAAAGUUCCGGGUGAUUUUAAUUUACCAAAGGUGCGCGAGUCGUUCAUGCGGCAGUUCGUGUGCGAGGUGGACGGCGACGAGGAGGUGAGCGCGGCGGGCGUGGCGGGUGCGGGGGCGGGCGCGCGCGCGCCGGCGGGCGACCUCUCGCGGCGCGCCUUCGAGUACAUCGGCGUGGACAAGAUCGCCUUCCCGUACCGCAAGCGCUGCCUCGUCAAGACGCUGACAGUGGCGCCGCCGUCGCAGCGGCCCAGCUCCCAGCUGCGCAGACACGUCGUCGCUUCUAUUAUCAAUGAUUCGAACAACCAUCGUCGGCUAGUCCUCGGAGAUUCAGCCAUGUUGGCAACGGGCGGCAAAUCCGGUUUAAAGUCUCAAGGAACUGUGUCCAGCGCGAAACAGUUGCGAGUCGAUCAGAAAAAAUUCGGUUCGAGAUCCAUUCGUCGAUCGGUUCGCAGUGGGUCGAUCAAGCUGAAGCAAACUUACGAACACCUGCUCGAGAACGGCGACAUCGGCGCCGCGUCGCGCGUCGUGCCCUCGUCGCGCGCGCGUCCUCCCUACCUCGACAUUCGGCUGCUGCAGGCUAAGAGACAACAGGCCGAGAUGAGACGGAAUCAACGGGAAGAAGACUUGCGUGAAAACCAUCCGCUAUUCGACACUCCACUUCUCAUAGUUCCGAGGGAGUCGCGCUUCCGCAAAAUAUGCCGCGCGAUAGUGGACGCCAGAUAUGACGCGCGCUUGAGGGACCCUGUAACGGGAAAUGAGAGAAAAGUGCACUACAAAAGUUUCCACAACUUCCUUGGGCUUGUCACUUACUUAGACUGGGUAAUGAUCAUGGUAACGACGCUGUCUUGUCUAUCGAUGAUGUUUGAAACACCCACAUAUCGAGUUAUGGAAAAUUUUGUACUACAGAUUGCGGAAUAUGGAUUUGUUGUAUUCAUGAGUCUGGAGUUAGCCCUGAAGAUAUUGGCCGAUGGAUUAUUCUUCACGCCAAAAGCGUACCUCAAAGACGCAGCCGCUGUGUUGGAUGUUUUCAUUUAUAUCGUGUCGCUAACGUUCCUUUGCUGGAUGCCGGUGCGCGUGCCGCCCGGAUCAGCGGCGCAGAUGCUGAUGAUCCUGCGCUGCGUGCGCCCGCUGCGCAUCUUCACUCUCGUGCCGCACAUGCGCAAGGUCGUGUACGAGCUCUGCCGCGGCUUCAAGGAGAUACUGCUGGUAUCAACUCUUUUGAUUUUGCUGAUGUUUGUGUUCGCAAGCUACGGCGUUCAGUUAUACGGUGGAAGGCUCGCUCGCUGCAACGACCCCACUAUAACGCGGCGCGAGGACUGCGUAGGCGUCUUCAUGCGGCGCGUGUUCGUCACCAAGAUGAAGCUGCGGCCCGGACCCAACGAGACCUUCCCCUCCAUGCUGGUGCCUAGAGUCUGGGCGAAUCCAAAACGUUUCAACUUCGAUAACAUUGGCGACGCACUUCUGACUCUGUUCGAAGUUCUAUCGUUCAAGGGAUGGCUGGACGUUCGCGAUGUAUUGAUCAAAGCUUUGGGCCCCGUGCACGCUAUAUACAUACACGUAUACAUCUUCCUGGGUUGUAUGAUUGGACUCACGCUGUUCGUUGGCGUGGUCAUUGCCAACUAUUCGGAAAAUAAAGGAACUGCAUUGCUAACUGUUGAUCAGAGGAGAUGGUGUGACUUAAAGAAAAGGUUGAAAAUCGCUCAGCCGCUACACCUCCCUCCUCGCCCCGAUGGCAGAAAAGUGCGUGCAUUCGCUUAUGACGUCACCCAGAACUUAUCCUUCAAACGAGUGAUCGCUAUCGUCGUGCUUAUUAACAGUGGGCUACUGGCUGUUACGUGGUCUCGCCACUCCCCGAAUACGUCGAAGCUGGCGCUGACGUCGGCGCUGCUGACGCUGGUGUUCGUGGUGGAGGUGCUGCUGAAGACGGUCGCGUUCACGCCGCGCGGCUACUGGCAGAGCCGCCGCAACCGGUACGAUCUGCUCGUCACCGUCGCCGGCUGCAUCUGGAUAUUCAUGCACUUCACUCUGCAGAACGAUCUUUCGUACUUUGUGGGAUUUAUGGUGGUGAUCCUGCGGUUCUUCACCAUUACGGGCAAGCACACCACCCUGAAGAUGCUGAUGCUGACAGUGGGUGUGAGCGUCUGCAAGAGCUUCUUCAUCAUAUUCGGCAUGUUCUUGCUGGUCUUCUUCUACGCACUCGCUGGCACUAUAGUGUUUGGAAACGUUAAAUACGGGGAAGGUAUUGGCAGGCGUGCGAACUUCAACUCACCAAUCCACAGCGUGGCGAUGCUGUUCCGUAUAGUGACAGGGGAGGACUGGAACAAGAUCAUGCACGACUGCAUGGUGGCGCCGCCAUACUGCACGCCCGCCGACAACUACUGGGAGACCGACUGCGGCAACUUCACCGCCUCGCUGGCCUACUUCUGCACCUUCUACGUCAUCAUCACUUACAUCGUGCUCAACUUGCUUGUGGCUAUCAUAAUGGAAAACUUUUCGUUGUUCUACUCAAACGAAGAGGAUGCUCUUUUGUCGUACGCCGACAUAAGGAACUUCCAGAACACUUGGAACAUUGUGGACGUGCACCAAAAAGGAGUGAUACCGGUGCGAAAGGUAAAAUUUAUACUACGUCUGUUGAAAGGGCGCCUGGAAUGCGACACGCACAAAGAACGCCUGCUAUUCAAGUACAUGUGCUACGAACUGGAAAGACUACACAACGGCGAAGAUGUGACGUUCCACGAUGUUAUCAACAUGCUGUCGUAUCGCACGGUCGACAUCCGCAAGUCGCUGCAGAUGGAGGAGCUGCUGGCGCGCGAGGAGUUCGAGUUCCUCAUAGAGGAGGAGGUGGCCAAGCAGACCAUUCGCACGUGGCUCGAGGGCUGUCUCAAGAAGAUCCGCGCCAACAGCAGUAAACAACAAACGAGUUUAAUAGCGGGUCUAAGGAAAACAAACGAGCAACCGGUGGAGUUCAACAGCGAGAAGGAAAAGGAGAAGCAAGUAGCUGAGGCACAGCAAGCUACCGCUAAUACGGGACGCACUGAAAUCACGGAGUCUACGUCUCAGCCAAUUAUGUCGAUUGUGACAUCAUCUCUGGACACGCAACCGAAGCGCUCUUCUGGUAAAAGUCAAUUUAAACGAUCUGGACUUCCUUCUGUUACUAUACCCAGACCCGAGAGUCCAGUCAAGAAAUAUUUACAGCCAACAUUGAGUGACCCACAUCCAGCUCUCAAUAAAAAACCAACGACACCAGCGGCGGCUGCGGCGGGCGGCGCGGCGAAGAGCAACAGCCGCACGCACGCGCAGCACAACACGAGCGCGCCGCACGCCGCGCUGCACGACGUGCACUCGUGGUGGGGCGCGCGCCUCGUCGAGACCGUGCACUAGCGGCGACAUGCCGUUCAUAAUGCAAUUAUUCGAUCUUAAAUAUAAAAAAUUGCUGUUCCUUAUCCUGCUUUAAGACAAGACUGCUAGUACAUGUGCGGAAGAACGCAAGCGUGUCCGCGCAUGUACUAGCAGUCUUGUUUUGUUCUGUGACAAAAGGAAUAAAUAAUGUUCAACUCUAAAGUAAGGGUUAAGGGUGACAUAUUUCAUUUUUCACUAAAUAUUAAAUAGCCAUUUAGGCCACGCCCCUGGGUACGCUGGUUUCAAUACAAAGAAUUAACACUAUAAAUCUAGUUACCUCUUAUAUCUGUGGGCUGUACGCACGAAAGUGUCACGUUCCGCCUGAGCCGAGCGUGCAAGCGAUAGUGAGGCAUGAUCGGCCUAAGCGUUCUGCUUGUGACGCAUCUAGUUAAUGUAUUUAAUUUAUUACAGUUAAUUUAUCGUAAAAUGUAAAUUUUAAUUAAAUCCUUUGUAUGUUUUGUUAUACAAAUUAAUGAUAAUUUUGUGUAGUUCAAUUCAUUAAAGUGAAAUAUUUUUAUCAAUGUUAUCACGUAAAAUUGUCGUCCGUAAACCGACUUUACAGACUUUUUUUUCGUUUUCUCCCUUGAAUCACAUGCAUGUUCCAUAAUACUGAUAAGGUUAUUUUUAAAUAUUUCUGUCACAUUGUGCGACGCGGUAACGUAGUUGUUGUAUAUCUUUUUUGUAAGAAUGUUACAUAAAUUAUUGGUAGAGUUGUUGUAUUUUAUUUCCUGUUGUCGUCCUCUAAAUGUAUAAAUCAUCGUUUUAAUUUGAAAAUAAAUGUAGUUAUUGGUAAAAUAACUGUUUUUUAUUUUAAUAAAUAAUCAGAUCGUUUCAAUUAAUAUCUGUCUUAUAGCUAUUAGCGAUUUUAU